UCCCCUGACAGCAUCUACGUCGGCCUCGGCCUCGCCAUCUGGCUCCUCCUCUGCGUCAGCGAACUCCUCAGCUUCUUCUGGGCCACGACCCUCUGCCUCCUCACCGCCAUCUCCCUCACCAUCUGGUACCACUGGAGCAUAACCUCCAAGUACAUCAUCUUCCUCUGGCAAAGCUACAAAAGCUCAAAAGCCUACCCAUACAUCCACCCCAUCAUCGCGGGCAUCCCACACACCAUCCUCAUCACAAUCCUCAAGCACAUCUGGGUCCCCAUCGCCGCAGCAUCAGUCCGCAUCCAAUGGUACUACUACAAGACCAAAGACCACUUCGAAUACGACUUCACCCUCGAAGCCGUCUCCCUCACCAUCACGCAGCGCAAAGAGCUCCUCUCCAACCGCGAGUUCUGGGCCCACCUCGCCUCAUCCCACGACCCACAGCUCCUCGCCUCCGUCCGCGCCCUGGCCUCGCGCACAAUCACGUACCGCAGCUCCCUCGUCGCCGCCGUCAACGAGCUCAACUACACCCGCGACAUCGUCGACACGCUCUGCAACGCGGCGUACGCCGCGCAAAUCGGCUACCAGAAGCGCCUCUUCGAGCACCGCCCCUACACCGUCCACCAAUACCCCAACGCCGCGGGUUCCUGCUACUCCCAGCAACCCACCUCCCUCUUCCGCGGCGGCAACGAUCCAGAACCCGCCUCCCGUCUCUUCUACACCAAAGUCUCCCGGUACCACCCCUUCUCCCCGUUCAACCCCGAAACCGACCGUUUCGGUGAAUGCCUC
Periconia digitata is the source of this 780-nucleotide messenger RNA. The record is from the annotation of a GenBank genome assembly. Lineage: Eukaryota; Fungi; Ascomycota; Dothideomycetes; Pleosporales; Periconiaceae.